UCCAUAUCGGGCAAGAACUAAAUGGAGGUUCGUGGUGGUGUAAAACUGUCAAAAAUGUGUGAACUACAAACACGUUGGUGAACAAAACACUCGGAUCCCACUCAGUGCAGUUACGACAGGUGACAACUUCUGAAGUUCUGUUCGCUAUGUAAGCGAGGCCAGUGGUUAUCCCAAAAACGACCGUCUCUUAACUACAUCGACACUGGACGUUGUCGACGGCAGGUGAUUGUGCUGCAGUGGAAGCGGUUUGGCAGUGUUGCGAGACUCGUCGACACCAUGAUCGACUGGGUAUCGAUAGUGCGGCACUCGCGCCGGCGCUUCUCCAACUACAUGUACGCCGUGCCCAGCAAGGUGCGGAAGAGGCGCCGGAUGCGGAGGUCCGGCCCACAGGAAGGUUCUCCGGGAGCCUCCGCCUUCUCCUGCGGCUGCUGCUGGCCACAGAAAAAGACGCGUUACGGAGCGGAGGACCAGCUGCCGCCCCCGCCGUCGCCCCCGCAGCUCAAGGAGCUGUCCUCCCUGGACGGCGUGCCGCGGCCCACCCCCACCGACCGCCUCCACAGCGGCGACGGCGUCGUUCUUCGUGACGCCGCCCUGCACCAGGUCAGUACCACCUCUCCCUGCUCGCGCUAA
This is a messenger RNA of Schistocerca serialis cubense, 630 nucleotides long. RefSeq lists its product as uncharacterized. The record is from RefSeq and is a predicted model, not a curated record. Bases 277 to 630 code for a protein of 117 amino acids. The transcript is spliced from 2 exons. Lineage: Eukaryota; Metazoa; Arthropoda; Insecta; Orthoptera; Acrididae.